CCAAGACGACCAACUACAAAAGGAUCAGGGCCUGGCAUCGUAGAGCAUUGCGAGGGACGGGAAAGAAACUCAUAGACCAUGGAGAGUAUCAAAGGAGGCGUAUGGAAGAAUGUAGAGGACGAAAUCCUCAAGGCCGCCAUCUCCAAGUAUGGGAAAAAUCAAUGGGCUCGCAUCUCGUCGCUGCUUGUGCGCAAGACAGCGAAGCAGUGUAAAGCGCGCUGGUACGAAUGGCUGGACCCAAGCAUCAAGAAGAUUGAGUGGACGAAGGAUGAAGAUGAAAAGCUACUGCAUCUUGCCAAAUUGCUGCCGACGCAAUGGCGGACGAUUGCACCGAUUGUCGGUCGCACGAGUACACAGUGUCUAGAGCGGUAUCAGCAGCUGCUUGAUGAUGCGGAAGCAGCAGAGAACAAUGAGCUGGGACUUGCUGGGCCAGGCAUGGAGAGUAGUGCGCCGACUGCUGAUUCUGUGCGCAAACUACGACCCGGCGAGGUGGAUCCGGACCCAGAAACUAAGCCAGCAAAGCCAGAUGCUAUUGAUAUGGAUGAAGAUGAAAAGGAGAUGCUCUCUGAGGCACGAGCAAGAUUGGCCAAUACGCAAGGUAAAAAGGCGAAACGGAAGCAGCGUGAACGACUGCUUGAAGAGACAAAACGCCUGAGCGUCAUUGCAAAGCGACGCGAGUUGAAGGCUGCUGGCGUCAACAUUAAGCUCAAUUGGCGGAAGAAGGGCGUUCUCGAUUACAAUGCAGACAUCCCAUUCGAGCACAAGCCAGCACUUGGCUUCUACGACACGACUGAGGAGAAUGAAGUAAACGAGCAUGAACGAUCCAAGAUGGACUUUCGACAAAUUGAAGCACUCAGAAAGAAGGAGGAGGAUAUGCUUGCUGAACGAAAAGCCCAGCAAGGUACAAAGCGCGACAAGGAUGCACAAGCAGAGCCAGACAAGCUUGAUGCAAACUCCACAGCUGCAGCACUCGAAAGACUACGCAAAGCAGAGCAGGUCACGAAGCGCCGCAAGCUCAACUUACCUGGUCCGCAAGUGUCUGACCAAGAAAUUGAAGAGAUUGUCAAAAUGGGCAUGACAUCGCGUGCCGCAGGUGAAGCAGCGCGACUCGAUGAUGCCAGCAAUCAAGCUUCUCGAGAUUUGGUUGCAAGCGACUAUGGCCCCAUUGGAUCCUCUCAACCGAUCCGGACGCCACGAACACCAGCAGCGCAAGAUACGAUCUUGAAUGAGGCCAAUAAUCUACGCGCCAUGACCAAUACCCAAUCUUCCUUACUGGGCGGUGAGAAUACGCCAAUCUACGGUCGAACAGAUGGGACUGGCUACAGUGGCGCUACACCGCGCGCACAUGCCUCAGCAACACCACAUCCCAUGCGAGCACCGACAUCUGGACCUCGCCGCGCCGGUAUGACUCCGCUGAGAACACCGCAACGAGAUAUGCUUCAGCUACUCCAUUUGAGAGACGCAUUUGCAAGCUUGCCUGCACCGAAGAAUGAUUUUGAGCUGGAAGAGCCGGAAGAGAUGGAGCAAGAGGCUGUGGUGGAGUUAUCUGCUGAAGAUGCAGAAGCGAGGGAUGCAAGGCUCGCUCGAGAGCGUGAAGCAGCGGAUGCUGCGCGUCGUGCAAAACAGUCACAGGUCAUGCAGCGUGCCUUGCCACGGCCCUUGAAUGUGGACUAUCCUGCGUUUUUGGCGGAGACGCCAAAGAAUCCUUCAGAGCUUAUACGACUGGAGAUGGCGCGGUUGCUGGCGUUCGAUGCACGACGCUAUCCGAUUUCAAGGGAGGUCAAGCAGAUUGUACCCAAGGAAGCGCUUGGUAUAGAUCGUGAAAUUGACGUCGAGGCCAUGGAAGCAGCCCGUGCUCUGAUUGCAGCUGAGAUGCAAGGAGAGCCGAAGGAUCUAUUCGCAGAUCGUCCUUCAUUCACAGCAGCUGCAUUGCCAGGGUUGCAGCACUAUGAUGACGAGCAAGAUCAGGUGGAAGCAGCCAAAGAAGUCUUCCUGCCUGCACUCCAGGACAAUCUCGCCAAAGACGCCAAUGACGCAGCAAAACUUGACAAGAAGUGUCAAGUGCGUCUAGGCGGGUACCUCUCUCGCGCUACCAUGCUUUCCGCCAAGAUGACAGAAGCUGCUGCUGCGUUGACUGAAGCUCGCAUGACGCUUGAGACGUUUCGGUAUUUGAAGGUGAAUGAAGGUGCAGCCAUUCAGACCCGGACAGAGUCGCUUGAAGUGGACGUUGCAGCAUUGAUGCGGGCACGAAAUGAAGGACAAGCUCGAUUCGUUGUGUUGCAGGAGAAGAAGGAGUCACUCGCCUCGCAAUAG
Protomyces lactucae-debilis is the source of this 2313-nucleotide messenger RNA. RefSeq names its product pre-mRNA splicing factor component-domain-containing protein. Lineage: Eukaryota; Fungi; Ascomycota; Taphrinomycetes; Taphrinales; Protomycetaceae. The transcript has 2 exons. Gene Ontology annotation, cellular component: Prp19 complex; spliceosomal complex. The record is from RefSeq and is a predicted model, not a curated record. Bases 79 to 2313 code for a protein of 744 amino acids. Gene Ontology annotation, biological process: mRNA splicing, via spliceosome.